CCUUUGAACAUCGAUGCAUCAGUGCUUGGUCAGUGUCAUCUUUGAGUAAUGUCAGUGUCACUAACUGCCAGACAAAACAACAUCGAGAUCAGCAGAAAUGUUUUGGAAAUUUUAAUAAAUCAUCAUUUUAUCCUGAACCUCAAAGAAAAAGCAUAAUUACACUGGAUAAUAAUGGGCGAUGAAGAUUAUAACUCCUUACCAGUUAUUUUAGUGAGUGCUAAAGAUCAUACUGCUGCCUCAUUUAUCAUUUCUGAAAUCAUAGACAACGAUGUCACAGAGAGUUACGAAGCAAAGGAAGGAGCUGCAGUCCGAGACCGAGUCUGGCGGAUAGUCAACAAAUACUACACAGCAGAUGUGCGGUUGCAGGAGUGCUGUGAUGAACAGCUGCCAGCUGGGGACCAACCUGUGGAUGCACAUGUCAUUUUUCUCCAAAAGGAUGAGUGUACAGUGUCAGCGUGCAGCCGCCGCGAGGCGGAGGCGGCGGGCCCGCGGCUGGUGCUGGCGGCGGCGCGCGGCGAGCUGCGCGCGUGGUGCGCGGCGCGCCGCUACGAGCUCGUGCCGCUGGCCGCCAGCGACGACGAGGACGAGGACUGCGGCGCGCCCCGCGCCCGCGCGGCGCUGCACGCGCACCCGUGGCGCGGGCUCGUGCGCCGCGACCGCCUCCAGCCGGCGCGCGCCGGCUGGCAGGACUCGGAUUCAGAGUCGGCGGAGGAGGCGGGAGAGGCGGGAGAGGCGGAGGAGGCGGACGAGGCGGGCGAGGCGGAGGAGGCGGAGCAGCGGUCGGUGGAGCGCGCGGAGUGGUUCGCGGCGGCGCUGGCGGCGCUGCCGGCGGCGGGCGCGGCGGCGCGCGCGGAGCCCGGGCGCGCGUGGCGGCUGGCGCGCGCGGAGGCGCUGGUGGCCGAGUUCUGCCGCGCGCUCGGGGAGGACUUCGAUCACUGCUGAGGGAGCCGCACUUGCCUUUGUUGGGUUGGACUUCGCGGCGGUCGCUCUUAUCUGACCGACCCUUUCUAUUCCUUUCCUAUCUGACGAACCUCUACUGUUUUUCCCUUAUAAUACAUUUUCGGAGUUCCAACUAGUCUAACAUAAAUUUUAUUAAAAUAGAGGUAUUUUUUAUGGAUAGAAAAAUUAUAUAAAGUAUUUAAAUCAUUCAGUAUCAAAAUUAUUGCCGUGAAGCUAGUGUAAAUACUUUAUAACCAUAUUUAAACAACCUUUUGUAAAUAUUAAUCU
Molecule: messenger RNA, 1227 nt
Organism: Amyelois transitella
Lineage: Eukaryota; Metazoa; Arthropoda; Insecta; Lepidoptera; Pyralidae
Exons: 5
Coding region: 172-942 (256 amino acids)
Source: RefSeq, a predicted model, not a curated record